Penaeus indicus is the source of this 1137-nucleotide messenger RNA. RefSeq names its product collagen alpha-1(IX) chain-like. The transcript is spliced from 8 exons. NCBI's taxonomy places the organism in Eukaryota, Metazoa, Arthropoda, Malacostraca, Decapoda, Penaeidae. The coding region runs from base 1 to 873 and encodes 290 amino acids. The record is from RefSeq and is a predicted model, not a curated record.
AUGGUCGUCUCGUGGAAGCGCUGGUCGAGAGGAUUUCGGAGACUGUGUGUCCGUGAUGAGAGUCAAAAGGACGCAACGACCACCUCUGCCACCAACGUGUGGACGUUGAGGACGGAUAACUUCUCCAAAGACCAGGAAGAAGAGGACGACAAGCACGAGCAGCCACUUAAGAACGAGAUGACCGGCCAAUCAGUGCCAGCCAAAGUUGGGUCACCCUUUGAGGCCAAUUUAAGGCGCUUCGAGGGCGAGGCGUUAUUCGCUCCCAGCAGUCGUCGCGGCCAGCGUGAGCAUGAAACGCGGCCGCACAAAAAGCCCUUUGAGGCGUCCGCCCUCACUCAGGAGCCCACACCUUGGCGGUCCAGCUGUAGGCCCAGCACUGAGGCGUCUCCAUGGCGACCUCGGGGCCAAGUGCGAAUUACACCCCAUCUCACCCCAUUCCCCGCUCUUCCCCCUCCAGGUAAAAAGGCGCCCUCGGGUUUCCUGGGCAUGCGAGGCAAAAAGAGCGACGAGGUGUUCGCCGGCAACGAGGUGGACAGCGAGCUCGAGAGCCUCCUCAAGCGCGCUCCUUCGGGAUUCCUCGGGAUGCGGGGGAAGAAGGCUCCUUCCGGUUUCCUUGGCAUGCGGGGCAAGAAAGCUCCUUCCGGCUUCCUGGGCAUGAGAGGCAAGAAGAUGUAUGAGGACGAUGAGGCUGAGGUGGAUGCUUAUAUUCAGGCUCUCGCCGCCCUCGUGGAACAGCAGCAGAAGCGCGCCCCGUCGGGAUUCCUCGGGAUGAGGGGCAAGAAAGCGGACUAUGACGAGGACUUCGAGGAGGACAUGGGUAUUCCCGGCCUUGACAAGAGAGCUCCUUCGGGAUUCAUUGGCAUGAGGGGCUGAGAUCUGACGCCUUGGAUUAAAAAGCGCCAUUGAAGACUCUCGACUUCUUGCAAAAAAGAAAGAAAGAAAAACAAAAAAAAGUUUCUAGGAGUCCAUUUCUGUGGGUCUAUUUCCCUUCCUUGCAUUUCCCGUUCGCUCUGAUUUAUUCUUCCUUGUAUCCUUAAAUCUAUUAUGUAAUUCUUAAUUCUUUUGUUUUGUGUUUUUUUUUUCUUUUCUUUCUAUUUCUCUGUCUCUCUCAUCGUCAUCGCUAUCUCGCCGCGUCUU